GUUUGUGUGUGUAGGAGUGACUCCCCUGUAUAAAAUCUAAGAGGGACACAGACACAGAUACACAGAGCACAGAGGGAGUGUGUGUUGUUUAAGUUCCUCUUUAUUUUUUCUUAAAGAAAAGUCUGUAAAAAUUAAAAUUGAAAAAGCGAAAGGAGCACAAAACUUUUCCACCUCGGACAACCAUGAUGUUCCCCUGCAGCGCUCUGCCGCCUCCUCUCUACCCGGGCUUACUGCGUCCUCCCGCUGCCCUGUCCUCGCCCCUGACCCGGUCACUCCGCUCAGGCUUUCUGGUGGAGGAUCUCCUCCAGCUGAGCCAGCCUGUCAGUUACAUUCAUCGGACUUUCUCUUCCAGAAAUCCGGGGGACGUUCUCCCGCUCAGUCCGCGGCCGGGCGCCUCUCCCCGGGCGUUAGGACCCAGCACAGAGCGGUCUGUGCUGCAGAGCUCCAGCCAGCAGACCCGCAGCAGCCACGGCUCUCCGCAAACUGCCUGCCCGGACUCCGGCUACCUCAAGUUCGGCGUCAAUGCGAUCCUGGCACCGUCCACACGAAGCGUCCAGAGUUUUCAGACCAAGUCCUUCCCUUUGCCUUUCUUUGACGGAGGCCUCCAUCCCUUCAUCAGAGCUACCUAUUUCACAGCCUCCUCCUCUGUGAUUCCUGUACCGGGGACGUUUUCAUGGCCUCUGGCCCCCAGAGGGAAGCCCAGGAGGGGCAUGCUGCGGCGGGCCGUGUUCUCAGACCUGCAGAGGAAGGCCCUGGAAAGAACUUUCCAGAAGCAGAAAUACAUCAGCAAACCAGACAGGAAGAAACUCGCCAGUAAACUUGGACUUAAAGACUCACAGGUGAAGAUCUGGUUCCAGAACCGCAGGAUGAAGUGGAGAAACUCUAAAGAGAGGGAGCUGCUCUCGACGGGCGGCUGUCGCCAGCAGACCCUCCCCACCAAGACCAACCCCCACCCAGACCUCACUGAUGUAGGCAGCACCUACUGCCAGAGGCUUGACAGGACUGCACCCACCAGCCAAGUACAGCUGGACAGCCAGGAGUCACACCUUCACCACCACCAUCAUCAUCAUCAUCACAAUCCUUCGUCUCCGUCAGAGUCCAGCAAAGAGUCAGACAGUGAAGAAAUCACAGUCUCUUAAGAACCUGAUAGAAGAGUCUGAUGAAUGGAAGUAAACACCAGAAGUGCUUGAACCUGCUCGAUUCAUAGCUGUAUUUUCUCAGCCUCAGUGCCAUGUUCCUGUACAGAGUUUGUAUUACAUUAUAUGUAGUUCAGUGUAUCUAUAUACAUUUAAUAAGGUAUACUGAGCUGUUUUAGAUUUAAUAUUUGUAGAUUGAAAUGUUUAACUCUUAAAUAUACAAAUUGUUCUUUUCACACAUAUUUGUAUUCUUUAUAUUUUCUCAAAUAAAUAAUAAAUAAAUAACACGUUUCGUUUAGUGUUGAUGUUAAGUGUCCUACUGAUGUGAAACUACUGGAACUAAACAAACAUAGGAUGAUAAUCAUUGGCUUGGCUUUGGUUUAAGGUUGAGGACAGUCGUAUAAUCCCACUGCUGUGUCCAGUAGAAAUCCCCUGAUGCCACCAGAGGUCGCUGUAUCUGAG
Messenger RNA from Seriola aureovittata, 1598 nucleotides. Its product is annotated as homeobox protein DBX1-B-like. The record is from RefSeq and is a predicted model, not a curated record. Bases 183 to 1139 code for a protein of 318 amino acids. NCBI's taxonomy places the organism in Eukaryota, Metazoa, Chordata, Actinopteri, Carangiformes, Carangidae. Gene Ontology annotation, biological process: regulation of transcription by RNA polymerase II; cell differentiation in spinal cord. The transcript has 4 exons. Gene Ontology annotation, molecular function: DNA-binding transcription factor activity, RNA polymerase II-specific; DNA binding.